AUGAUUCUCAACACUCUGACUACAGUCAUCAACGGAAAGAAUCUUCGAGUCGCUUCCGGGCGCAUUCCCGCUGGUAUCUACAUAUUCAUCAAUGUCGACUCGAAGAGACGCUGGAAAUCAACUAUCAGUGUCUUAUCACCUGAUGAAUCUGUAGCAUGGGGCAAUACUGUAACUCUAUCAUCACAUGCCUCACCUACGUUGUCAUCGGAGACCAGGGCGUCCUUUGAGCUUGGUCGAAUGCUAAGCGGUGGAGAAGUCAUCGGGAAACUUGAAAUGUCGUGGGAUGAGCUACUCGAUCAUGGAGAUGAGCCAUUCGAUCUAUCCUUCCCACCCGUCUGCAGUGUCCACCCUUCCCUCACGUUGAAGGCCGCUGUUGUACAGGCUUGCGACGAUCACGACUGCAUUCUGUUUGAUCGAGAAUGUCUCUCACCUGAGUCACUGACGUUGCGCCCACCUGGGCAUCCACAUCGUGACACCACGCUUAACAACCUUGCCCUCGCGCUCGACACAAGAUACGACAAAUUGGAUAUCGACGAGGACCUGAACGAGGUCAUUGAUUGGUAUCGCGAAUCCCUUCGGCUAAUGCGGCCUGACGAUCUAGAGCGCCACGUAACUCUACACAAUUUGAGCUCCGCGCUCUGCUCUCAUUUCACACAAACUGAGGAGAAUGAAGACAUCGAGGAGGCUAUCACUCUUGGCCAUAAAUCAUUGGCAACUCUGUCUUCACUGCACCCGCACAGGGAGGCUCAUUUGUCUCGUUAUGAGAUUCUACACGACCCUGCUGAUUUGUCGCUUGCUAUGGAGAACUUCAGACUUGCAUCAAGACAUCCUACUCAAGGAUUUCCUCGGCGUAUCAUAGAGGCUGUUGACUGGGCUCGCGAAGCAGAGAUCCAUCAACAUGAAUCUGCCCUAGAAGCAUACCAAACGUGCUUUGAGCUUUUUGACAGCCACGUGAUGACGCGAUGGUCGAUCAUCUCACGGCGCGAGGCUGCAACCGCUUUUAGUGAUGCACGAUCACUUCCUGUAGAUGCAGCCUCAUGUGCUAUACGUCGUGACGAUCUACAACGGGCAGUCGAGCUCAUGGAGCAAGGCCGUGGCCAGCAGUGGUCGCUGGCAUCGCGACUUAGGACACCACUCGAAGACCUCGGGUCUAUCAGUCCCGAAGUAGCUCGCAAGUUCUUGCAGCUUAGCAAAUACCUGUCUGAUACUCAGGGUUCCGCGGCCAAUACCGACAAAGCUGCUACUGAUCGGGCAGCAACAGAGUACAGGAGACUUACAAGACAAUGGGAGACUGUGGCAGCUGAGAUACGUGAUCUUCCGGACUUCUCACGGUUCCUGCUCCCACCUUUGUACGGAGACCUGCAAGCGGCGGCACGCCAGGGCCCGGUCAUCAUCCUGGUUGCCAGUCAAUACUCGUGCAGCGUCGUCAUCGUCCCGACGUCGGGAGAUCCCCAUCAUGUUCCCUUGCCGUCUGUCGCUCUUGCAGAUCUGACCAAUCUCAAAGAUGGCUUCGCCAGGGCGAUACGACACGCAUCUAUCAUGGACCCAAAAUUGCCCCGGAACGAUUUAAUAGUCCUCUUGCGAACAGUAUGGAACGAAAUAAUGCUACUGAUCGUCAACGUCCUCCAGCAUGAUCUGAAACUAAAAUUCCACUCUCGAAUCUGGCUGUGUCCGACUGCAGCUUUCACGUCUAUUCCUCUUCAAGCAGCUCACCCGUUUCGAAGGAAUGCAGAUCGCUCUAAGGAGCCAUGUCUGGAGGAUCUCUACAUCUGCUCUUACACGCCGACACUUUCGGCUCUGGUCAGGUCUAGACAAAUGAUGAAAAAGCGCGUCACUCCAUCCUUCGCAACAAUCGGACAAGGGCAGUCGGGUGCAGGGAAAGGCAAGGCGCUGUUGGCCGUCGACAGCGAGCUCGAGCUUGUCCAUAAGCUCGUCCCUGCGACUACCAACCGCAUCACUAUUUCUGGCGACGCAGCCACACGAGCAGGUGCACUUACAGCUUUGCAAGAAAACACGUGGGUGCACCUUGCUUGUCAUGGCAAGCAGGACCCUACGCAGCCUUAUAAUUCGCAUUUCGUCAUGAAAGAUGAACACUUAACGCUGCUCGAUAUUAUGGAGAGAGAUAUUCCUCAGACCGAGUUCGCAUUCUUAUCCGCUUGUCAUACCGCCGUCGGCGAUGAGGACACGCCAGACGAAGUGAUUCACCUCGCAGCUGGUCUACAGUUUUCGGGGUUCAAGAGCGUCAUUGGUACGCUGUGGCAGGUCGACGAUGCUGUCGCAAAACACGUUGUUGAAGCUUUCUACACGUAUAUGUUUACCGAUUUGAAUGAUGAUGGUAUCAUGGACUGUACGAAGGCGGCCUGGGCACUCAACUGUGCUACGCACGCGGUGAAGACGAAAGUGCCGCUCGAGCAGAGGAUGGUUUUUGUUCAUAUUGGUGUGUAG
Suillus plorans is the source of this 2445-nucleotide messenger RNA. RefSeq names its product CHAT domain-containing protein. The transcript is spliced from 4 exons. Bases 1 to 2445 code for a protein of 814 amino acids. Gene Ontology annotation, molecular function: protein binding. Lineage: Eukaryota; Fungi; Basidiomycota; Agaricomycetes; Boletales; Suillaceae. The record is from RefSeq and is a predicted model, not a curated record.